Messenger RNA from Thlaspi arvense, 1011 nucleotides. NCBI's taxonomy places the organism in Eukaryota, Viridiplantae, Streptophyta, Magnoliopsida, Brassicales, Brassicaceae. The record is from the annotation of a GenBank genome assembly.
AUGGAGGUUCAGAAGCAGACGAGUUUCACGUUUGAAAUAGAUAACUUCUCUGAGAAGGAAGGUUUGAUACGAUCUCCAACAUUCUUAAGCGGCUGCUGCGAAUGGUAUCUUGCGGUUUUUCCCAAAGAAGAUCACUUGGCUCUGUACCUCCGCGUUGCUAAUCGUGAAUCAUUGCGACUUGGAUGGAAAAGACGAGCUAUUUAUUCCUUCCAUCUGUUGGAUCAAUCCGGCAAAGAGCUAUACAAAACAAGCGAAGCGUGUCAAUUGUUCAGCGCUCAUCUCACAGGAUGGGGUUUUCCAAGGGCCAUGCGUCUUAAAAAGCUUCAAGAAAAAGUGUUUGUGGAGACUAACAAACUGAUAGUUAAAGUGCAAGUAAAAGUAGUUGAAUCUGUUGAUGAAUCAGAAGUAACUGGGAACGAGACCUUAGAUGUCAAAGGUUUCCAAGUUCUAUAUCCUCAGGCUGUCUCAGUGAGUAGGCUUUUCACGAACCACCCAGGCUUUGCAGCAAAUUUCAAAACAAAGAACCAAUUGGUGAGGACGACAUACAUGAAUAUCUUACUCGGUCUCAUCGAGGCAUUGAACAAACCUCCACAUAGCUUAUCCGAGACUGAGCUAAGCAACGCUCGCAGCGAGCUGGCUGAUCUAACAGAAGCGGGCUUCAAGCUGGACUGGUUGAGGACGAAGCUUGAUGAGGUUUUCUUGGAGAGGAAGAAAGCAAGUGUUGAUGGUAUUCGAGUCCAAGAACUCAAGGAACAAGUCAAGAAUCUCAAAGCUGAAUUGAGCAAGGAGAAACUUAAAUCUGCUACUUCUGCUGCUAAACUCGAGGAACAAGUGAAGAAUCUCAAAGCUGAACUGAACAAGGAGAAAGUUAAAUCUGCUACUUCUACUGCUAAACUCGAGGAACAAGUCAAGAAUCUCAAAGCUGAACUGGACAAAGAGAAGAAAAAAUCAGCUACUUCUGCAGCUAAAGUGUUGUCCUUAGAGAAGAAGCGGAAAUUAAGCCAUCAGUAA